Molecule: messenger RNA, 5602 nt
Organism: Chinchilla lanigera (long-tailed chinchilla)
Lineage: Eukaryota; Metazoa; Chordata; Mammalia; Rodentia; Chinchillidae
Gene: Kcnt1
Product: potassium channel, sodium activated subfamily T, member 1
Exons: 32
Coding region: 56-3835 (1259 amino acids)
Biological process (GO): potassium ion transport
Cellular component (GO): membrane
Molecular function (GO): intracellular sodium-activated potassium channel activity
Source: RefSeq, a predicted model, not a curated record
AGCGAGGAGGCUGAGUGGGGCCCCUCGUGGGAGCAGCGCGGGCUGGGACUCGCUCAUGCCGGUCCCCGACGCGGGGCGCAGCCCGAGGGGCUACACCAACUGCACCUUCGAGUUCGACGACGGUCCACGCGCCCUCAGGCAGCCCUGCGCCGGGAACGAGGACAGCGGCCUCGGAGACAAGGUCCCGGACACCGCUGCCGCUAGCUUCAAGAUGAGCGACCUGGACUCGGAGGUGCUGCCCCUGCCGCCGCGGUACCGCUUCCGGGACCUCCUCCUGGGCGACCAGUCCUUCCCAAGUGAGGACAGGGUCCAGGUGGAGUUCUAUGUGAACGAAAACACCUUCAAGGAGCGGUUGAAGCUGUUCUUCAUCAAAAACCAAAGAUCCAGCCUGCGCAUCCGGCUGUUCAACUUCUCGCUCAAGCUGCUCACCUGCCUGCUCUACAUUGUGCGCGUCCUGCUGGACAACCCGGCCCUGGGGAUCGGAUGCUGGGGCUGCACCAAGCGUAACUACACCUUCAAUGCCUCAUCCUCUGAGAUCAACUGGGCCCCCAUCCUGUGGGUGGAGAGGAAGAUGACACUGUGGGUGAUCCAGGUCAUCGUGGCCACCAUUAGCUUCCUGGAGACCAUGCUACUCAUUUACCUGAGCUACAAGGCUCUGAACCCCCGUGACCCCCAGGGCAACAUCUGGGAACAGAUCUUCCGUGUGUCCUUUGUCCUGGAGAUGAUUAACACACUGCCCUUCAUCAUCACGGUCUUCUGGUCGCCGCUGCGGAACCUGUUCAUCCCCGUGUUCCUCAACUGCUGGCUGGCCAAGCACGCGCUGGAGAACAUGAUCAACGACUUCCACCGUGCCAUCCUGCGGACGCAGUCGGCCAUGUUCAACCAGGUCCUCAUCCUCUUCUGCACCCUGCUCUGCCUGGUCUUCACGGGGACCUGCGGCAUCCAGCACCUGGAGCGCGCCGGCGAGAACCUGGACCUGCUGACCUCCUUCUACUUCUGCAUUGUCACCUUCUCCACUGUGGGCUACGGCGACGUCACGCCCAAGAUCUGGCCGUCGCAGCUGCUGGUGGUCAUCAUGAUCUGCGUGGCCCUCGUGGUGCUUCCGCUGCAGUUUGAGGAGCUCGUCUUCCUCUGGAUGGAGCGGCAGAAAUCGGGGGGCAACUAUAGCCGGCACCGGGCGCAGACGGAGAAGCACGUGGUGCUGUGUGUCAGCUCCCUCAAGAUCGACCUCCUCAUGGACUUCCUGAACGAGUUCUACGCCCACCCCCGGCUGCAGGACUACUACGUGGUCAUCCUGUGCCCCACUGAGAUGGACAUCCAGGUGCGCAGAGUCCUGCAGAUCCCCCUGUGGUCCCAGCGGGUCAUCUAUCUCCAGGGCUCCGCCCUCAAGGACCAGGACCUCAUGCGGGCCAAGAUGGACAACGGGGAGGCCUGCUUCAUCCUCAGCAGCCGGAACGAGGUGGACCGCACGGCAGCGGACCACCAGACCAUCCUGCGCGCCUGGGCUGUGAAGGACUUUGCCCCCAACUGCCCCCUGUACGUGCAGAUCCUCAAGCCCGAGAACAAGUUCCACGUCAAGUUUGCAGACCACGUGGUGUGUGAGGAGGAGUGCAAGUUCGCCAUGCUGGCCCUGAACUGCGUGUGCCCGGCCACCUCCACCCUCAUCACCCUGCUGGUGCACACGUCCCGCGGCCAGGAAGGACAGGAGUCCCCGGAGCAGUGGCAGCGCAUGUAUGGGCGCUGCUCGGGCAAUGAGGUCUACCACAUCCGCAUGGGCGACAGCAAGUUUUUCCGCGAGUACGAGGGCAAGAGCUUCACCUACGCGGCCUUCCACGCCCACAAGAAGUAUGGCGUGUGCCUCAUCGGGAUGAAGCUCGAGGACAACAAGAGCAUCCUGCUAAACCCGGGCCCGCGCCACAUCCUGGCUGCCUCGGACACCUGCUUCUACAUCAACAUCACCAAGGAGGAGAACUCGGCCUUCAUCUUCCGGCAGGAGGAGAGGCAGAAGCAGCGCGGCCUCGCAGGGCAGGCGCGGUACCAGGGGCCCUCGAGGCUGCCUGUGCACAGCAUCAUUGCCUCCAUGGGGACAGUGGCCAUGGACCUGCAGAACGCCGAGUGCCGGCCCGCACAGGGCGGUGGUGGCAGCAAGCUGACGCUGCCCGCGGAGAACGGCUCAGGCAGCCGGCGCCCCAGCAUCGCGCCCGUCCUGGAGCUGGCGGACAGCUCGGCACUGCUGCCCUGCGAUCUGCUGAGCGACCAGUCGGAGGACGAAGCCACGCCCUCCGAGGAUGAGGGCCUCUCCACGGUGGAGUAUGUGAAGGGCUACCCGCCCAACUCGCCCUACAUCGGCAGCUCCCCGACGCUGUGCCACCUUCUGCCUGUGAAGGCCCCGUUCUGCUGCCUGCGCCUGGACAAGGGCUGCAAGCACAAUAGCUACGAGGACGCCAAAGCCUAUGGGUUCAAGAACAAGCUCAUCAUUGUCUCCGCGGAGACGGCCGGCAACGGGCUGUACAACUUCAUCGUGCCGCUGCGCGCCUACUACCGGCCGCGCAAGGAGCUCAACCCCAUCGUGCUGCUGCUGGACAACAGGCCUGACCACCACUUCCUGGAGGCCAUCUGCUGCUUCCCCAUGGUCUACUACAUGGAGGGCUCCGUGGACAACCUGGACAGCCUGCUGCAGUGCGGCAUCAUCUACGCCGACAACCUGGUGGUGGUGGACAAGGAGAGCACCAUGAGCGCCGAGGAGGACUACAUGGCUGAUGCCAAGACCAUCGUCAACGUACAGACCAUGUUCCGGCUCUUCCCAAGCCUCAGCAUCACCACGGAGCUCACACACCCCUCCAACAUGCGCUUCAUGCAGUUCCGCGCCAAGGACAGCUACUCGCUGGCGCUCUCCAAGCUGGAGAAGCGGGAGCGUGAGAACGGCUCCAACCUGGCCUUCAUGUUCCGCCUGCCGUUUGCCGCUGGCCGCGUGUUCAGCAUCAGCAUGCUCGACACGCUGCUCUACCAGUCCUUCGUGAAGGACUACAUGAUCACCAUCACCCGACUGCUGCUGGGCCUGGACACCACACCCGGCUCUGGCUACCUCUGUGCCAUGAAGAUCACGGAGGACGACCUGUGGAUCCGCACCUACGGCCGCCUCUUCCAAAAGCUCUGCUCCUCCAGUGCCGAGAUCCCCAUCGGCAUCUACAGGACCGAGUGCCACGUCUUCUCUGAGCCCCAAGACAUCAGAGCCCAGUCUCAGGUGUCGGUGAACAUGGAAGAGCGUGAGGACACACGAGAGGCCAGGGGUCCCUGGGGUGCACGGGCUGGGCCUGGCGGGGGCAGCGCCCACGGCCGCCACACAGGCAGCAGCGACCCGGCCGAGUACCCUCUGCUGCGGCGCAAGAGCCUGCAGUGGGCCCGGAAGCUGAGCCGCAAGGGCUCCCGGCCCUCGGGGAAGGCGCCCUCAGCUGAGUGGGCCGGCCAGCAGCGGCUCAGCCUGUGCCGGCGCUCCGAGCGCCAGGAGCUCUCCGAGCUGGUCAAGAACCGCAUGAAGCACCUGGGGCUGCCCACCACCGGCUACGAGGACGUAGCAAAUUUAACAGCCAGUGAUGUCAUGAAUCGGGUAAACCUGGGAUAUUUGCAAGAUGAGAUGAACGAUCAGCAGAACACCCUGUCCUAUGUCCUCAUCAACCCCCCGCCCGACACGCGGCUGGAGCCCGGUGACAUUGUGUACCUCAUCCGCUCUGACCCGCUGGCCCACGUGGCCAGUGGCUCCCCAGGCCACAGGAGCAGCUGUAGCUACAAACUGUCAUCCUGCAACCCCAAGACCCGCGACGAGACACAGCUCUGAGGCCCAGGACCUGGCCCCAUGGGGCCACAGCCAGGACUCGGAGGGAGCAGCCCUGUGCUGCUGCAGCCACAGUGGCUGUGGUGGCUCCUGGGACGCGGCUGCAAGGAGGCCUUGUGUGGGGCCAGGAACGGGAGGGCCUCCACCCGCUCCCCAGAAGCUGGCGGGAAGCCUUUUUAACCUGUUUUUACAAAUCUGUAUGACCCAUGUCUCUUCGCAGCUGUACCGCAACUCGUGACCAGGACCCGGCAAAGGUGAAGGGUGGUGGCCAAGAGGGGACAGGUGGGGACUGGACACCACCGAGUCUGCUGCCCUGCACGGCCACACCCGGGCGCUGCUGGAGGCUGGGCAGGUGCCUGGGACCUGGUGCAGGGAGCCUCAUGGCCCACAUGGGACCUGCCCGUCAUGCCAGUGAUGUAAAGCUCCUACAGGGCUUGGGUGUGGAGCCUGUGGGCAGCCCUGGAACAGUGCGAGGGCACCCCCUGCCAGCACUGAGCCUGCACCUCCAUGUAGUCAGACCUUCCUGACUCCUACAUGAGACUUCCUGGCCGGCUCUUGGGGACGUGGCCUGUGCUACACUCUUCUAAAGCAAAGCCUUGUUUCGAACCCCGACACAAGAAGCACAAUUAGCCCUGGCUGCUAGCCGCUGUCCUCGGCCUCCACGGUCUCCUCCAGGCCGGGUGCCGGGGUGCCCCUCACCCAGCACCUGGUAACCCUUGCACUCUGCAGGCUACGUGUUCCAAGGCAGCUGCCCAGGCCCUCGGGGCUCUGGCCCAAGGCUGGAAGACACCUGGGCUCCCCUUUGUGAGGUUAAAACACCCGCUGUGGUCUCCGCCUGACCUAGACCCAGCCGGCACAGCCCUUCCAAAAUGCGGGCAUCAAACCCCGUGUGGCAGGUCGGCAGCGUGGCUGGGGCGGAGGGCACGCCUAGUGUCCAGGAAGCUCCCUGGGGCAGGAGACCCCUAACAGGCCUGGGACGGGCACAGCUCCUCUAGGUCCAACAGCUGUUGGGGACCCCCUCCUUUAGGGGAGAGGGCUGUGCACCUUACCUGUGUCCAUUUCGGGUACCCCAAGAGGCUGGGGUGAAAGGAAGGGCUCCUGACAUCAGGGCAGCUCAGGGACAACAGGGCAGUUGCUGGGGGGACCUGCCCACCAGAUGGGGUGGCCCGGGGCCAGGCUCCCCAGUGCAUGCCUCGGACACACGUCCAGCUCGUGCCCCCACCCUGGCCUGCCUGGUGCCUGCUAAGCAAGUGCCUAGAAGUCCUCAGCGCAGCAUUCUUAGGGAAGAAAGGGCCCAGUGGCCUCAGGACAGGGAAGCCCCGGGCCCUAAUGGAGUGGCAACAUUGACCCUGGGCUGGGGUGGGCAGGCCGCCCCGGCUGGGCAGAGGUCACCAGCAGCUCCAAGGAACCCCCAGCUUUGUGCAGCAGGACGAGCCGAGCCUGGCCUCAGUGCCCUCAGCCACAUCUGUGCCACGCCCCAGCUCCGUGUGCAGCCACCUGACCGGAAGGGCUGCUGUCCCUAGGGGCCAACCCCACUUUGGGCUCGGGCUGUAGUGGGAGGCUGUGGACAGCGGCACCCUCCUGGUCCCUGGUGGGGGCGGGGGUGGCUCCCGAAAUGGGCAUGCCAGGGGCCUCAGCUGCUGAGGACACCAGGCCCUGGACAGGGUGCCCUGCUGCACCGGAUGCCGGGGGUGUACCCCUCGCUGGCCAGGACAGCUGUCCUGCGAGAUGUCAGUCACCAGCCCAAUAAAAGCUGCCUGUGCACCUGAA